Molecule: messenger RNA, 6860 nt
Organism: Corythoichthys intestinalis (scribbled pipefish)
Lineage: Eukaryota; Metazoa; Chordata; Actinopteri; Syngnathiformes; Syngnathidae
Gene: st3gal4
Product: ST3 beta-galactoside alpha-2,3-sialyltransferase 4
Exons: 10
Coding region: 4670-5704 (344 amino acids)
Biological process (GO): glycolipid biosynthetic process
Molecular function (GO): sialyltransferase activity
Source: RefSeq, a predicted model, not a curated record
CACAACUUGAUAAUUGUGUCCAUUCUUAAGCAACACCGGCCAUAUUUACCAUACAUUCAUGAGAAAUUAGCAGGAAAGCUGACCAUUGAGUCUACAGAAGUUAAUUCCCCCUUACUGUUUUUGUAGUGUUUCUAUGGGAGUUUUUGUCCUGAUGUUGGACCUCAUAGAGUUUAUCCAUAAACUGGUUAGAAAGUAUUGUAUAUUCUUUCAUAAGAAAAUGUUUUGAAUUAAAAAUAUGUUGUAUCUGAGGGAAGGUCUCUGUUCAUUACCUCUUUAUUGUUCUCUACAUAAAUUUGUCACAAAGUUUGAAUGGCAUUGUUCAGUCAGGUUCUUUAAUACUAAAUGUGUCCAAGCCUGCCUCUUAUGGAUCUUGCUUUGCGCAACUACAUAUUGGAAACAAAAAGAAAAAUAAAGGUCUUGUUCUCAAAAUGUUCCCAAAUUGCUGCAUGGUUGAACUUCAGGUCACCAGGGUUUCCCCUAGGAUUUUUUGAAGAGUCGGACCGCCUCACCAUGUCGUGCCACGUCAAAAUUGCGUCAUAGCAUGACAAAUUAAUUUUUUAUUCACAUUUUGUUUCCCAAGAAGAACCAUAUCAAAUAUCUAUUUGAAAUAUUUCACUAGCCAGGCUAAUGUCAUAGCUCUAAGCUACGGUACAUGUACGUAAAAUGCGUAGCUGAUUACAGCUACAUACGUAAUAAUAUGACUUUUUUUUCUCGUUGCAAUAGUACGACUUAGAUCUCGUAGUCCUUCUUUUUCCUUUUAUUUGGCCCUAAUAUGUAAUACAUUAUUAACACAACAAUAAUAGUCCUUCUGUUAAUGGACCAAUGGCGUAGGUCUGCAUAGGGACAUUAGAGACAUAACACUAGGAACUUUUCAGGAUGCUCAAAUUGUCCCCACCAACUUUUAAGCAACCUUAUUUGCAUUAUAUAGUGAGUUCAGUUAUAGAGGUCAUUUAGAUUGUCUUCACAUAUUUUGCAAGGAUAUAAUUUACCCUACCAUCAUUAAGUGAAUUACAGUACUUUUAUUAUGUUCAGACUUACACUGACACCAGUUUUUUCCCUCAAACACAUGUUUGAUUGGCUGAUGACUGGUUAAAUUCCCUUGUUUUCAGUGUAAAUCUACUAGAAAUACGUUAAAUGAUCUGUCAGUGCUUCAAGUAAAAUUUACCGUAUUUUUUGGACGAUAAGUCACAGUUUUUUUCAUAGUUUGGCUAGGGGUGCAACUAAUACUCAUGAGCGACUUAUGUGUGAAAUUAUGUACACAUUAUGAUAUCAUUUCACAUGUUAUUUUGGUGUUUUGCAGUGACACUGAUGGUUUGGUAAACUUGUUAGCAUGUUCUUUAUGCUGUAGUUAUCUGAAUAACUAAUAGCUAUGGCCACGUUCGCGUUCUGCCUUUGGCAAUGUGUUUUCAAUUGUAUUAUUGACUUUUUUAUAUUGAAAUGCAUGCUUUUAGUUUGUGGCGCUUUCACGCCCGCGUGGGGGCGCGCUCACACUUGUUUACUCGAAGAAGAGCGCUCACAUGCCAGAAGAAGACGGACAGCUACGCAGCGUCUCUGAGCGAGAGAGAGCGAGAGAGAGGGAGAGAGGGAGAGAGAGAGAGCGAGACACUGUGUGUAUCAUCUUUCCUGUUGUUGUUGUGUGUUUUCCACCCGUGAUCGGACACUUAGAGCCAGUUCACUAACCGCAUGCUAACUGUUUGUGUCAUUGCUGUAAUAGCACCUAAUUAUCAUUUAUUUUCGUUGAUGCGAACCUGUAUGGUGUCGAGGACGAAAUUGAUUCUGCAAAUUAUACGGAUGUCCAGCAUCGUCAUUUGGGAGUUUAGCUCGCUGUAUAGCCAGGACAGAGCCGUAGUGUCCUGGUGAGGACAAUUUAUUCGCAUUUCGUUGUUCAUGCAUCAUGUAAAAUCAUACUGUACACUUAUUCAGCAUGUUGUUCUCUUAUUGUAUUUUUAUAUUAAAUUGCCUUUCAAGAUGACAUAUGUUCUAUGUGUUGGAUUUUAUCAAGUAAAUUUCCCCCAAAAAUGCGACCUAUACUCCAGUGCGACUUGUAUGUAUUUUUUUCCUCUUCGUUGGGCAUUUUAUGGCUGGUGCGAUUUAUACUCAGGUGCAAUUUGCAGUCCGAAAAAUACGGUACUCAGGUUUCUUGAAAUAAGAAAAAUAGCUAUCUGAAAAUAAUCUUAACACGCUUACCGUAUUUUAAGCAAAAGGUGAGUAUAUUUAAUCUUUUAUUAAAAGCUUUUUUUUGUCAGAAAUGUUCUUAAUUCAAGAAGUGAUAUUGUUCAAAACAUUAUUUGAAAGCAUUUUUCCACUUGAUUUUGGUGAAAAAUGACCAACCUUUAGAUGUAUCGGCUAAAUAAAAACAAAUGGUGAUAUUUACCUAAAGUAAAUUGAAUAAUUUGACCCAUUUAUCUGUUUGCAUUGAUCGUUUAGCCUAUCAAUUAAUUAGGUUCAUAUUGGUGAGAAAUGUAGCCCUGACCCCCGUUCACCUAAUCUGGUUUUAUUAAUGUUCUGCCCAGCAAAAAGUGUACAUGCAGAUUAUGCUGUUAUAUCGUCCCUACCAAUAUUGAGACCAAACCUACGCCCUUUUAAUGGACCUAUUUCAAGGAGGGGGAAAUUCUAAUUGCCUUUUAAAGAGUUUUACUACUUUCUGUGAGAUGGUGAAUAAUUUUUUUUGUUGUUGUUCGUGAACUACAUUUCCACACAAAAGCACCAUUUAUCUUAGCAAGGAGAGGUACGAGACUCAUUUUUCGAGCGUCCUAGAGCUUGCGAAACUUGAAAAAAAGCGCAUUUAUCAAAGUUUUGUCAGCCGUGAUUGCGUAUAUCCGUCUGCCGAAACAGCCUGAUAGCACAGAUUUAAGUACGCCUGCCCCUCUGCUAUUGAAUGCGUUGUUGACGUUAGCGUGGCAGCGCUCUGAAAAUAGGGCAAGGCUCGAUUAUGGGCCCCGCCUCUUGCCGCAAUUUCGUCCAAACAAGGCAGCCGGCAACCGCUUACUUUCGCCGAAAAGUCCGAUCCAAAAUACUGUAAUGCCCCCAGAUGGGGGGGAGAACGACAGGAGUCUGUAUUGGCUUACCAACUUUAUUGUGGCAACAAUAAUAAAAAAACAAAUAACAGCGGGCUUCCGCGACAUGCGGACACUAUCUCACCCAUUCUCCUUCUCUCUUCCCUCUACGUCACAGUUCCCUGUCCGAUCAUCUCUUAAGGGGCCUCGCAUAGUUACGGACAUUACAGUACACAAUGAAUAGCUUGCCACUGAACCCUUCACACGAGGCUCCCGCUAGUUUGAAACGGCCUUAAAAAAUGUGGCGGCUUUUAUUUUGGUGUGGUGGUGCGCCAGAAUAUUUAAUAUGUAGGGGAAACGCUGAGUCACUGAAGCCUAUGUGUGCUGGACACCGAGUUGCUGUCUGAAUCUAACUUAAUUUACUGUAAUUUAAAAAUGGAUAUUUGACUACUGGACACAUCUAAGACUUGAUGAGCUUGAGGUACACUACUGAGGUCUUGUCUGGAAAUUCUGAGAUUAACCUUUGUGGAUUUUUUUCCAGUGUCUUGCUCUUGUCAUCUGUUUUGUGUGAAGUGAGGUGUCUUGGCUCUGGUUCACUGUGCGGUGGAAUGGUCCAUGCUUUGUCUUUCUUGCUUUGCUCUAUUUUAAACUAUAGAAUAGAGAAAAAUCCUAUGUUAAUUUUACAAGGAUUUUGAAAUAUUGCCACAACCUGUGUUGCCUGGUUAGGUUUGAUUAUUUGUUGAAAUCAUGUAAUCCUCUUUUACAUGAUUUUCCAAAAUUGAGAGGUUGAGAAUAUAUAUUUGUGCCUUUUUGUUCAGCUGAUUGAAAACCAUGAGUUUUCCUCUUUCUUCUCUAAACAAAACACCCCCUUUCUUACAAGGGGCUGGGGAUCAAAAUACAAUUCCAAUUCCUAUGACGGUGGGACGUGCUCAACAUAAAUGAAAACAAUACAAUAAUUUGCAAAUCAUGAUCAAGCUAUAUUUAAUUGGGUACACAACAAAGACAAUUUAUGUAAUCUCAUGUUUACACUGCACCUCUUUUAACAGCACUCAAUAAAUGUUUGUGAACUGAGGACAAUAAUUGUUGAUACUUUUGUAGUUGAAAUUCUUUCCCAUUCUUGCUUGAUAUACAACUUUAGCUGUUCACCAGUCCGGCUGGAAUGCACAUGAUGGAGUUGUUGUCUUCCCCUUUAAAUGAAUUUACACCAAACUUCCCCUUUAAAUUAAUGAUACACCUGUCCUGUCUCAUAACAUUUUCGUUUAAAUAUUAUUCAAUUUAAUCAAAAUUGAAAAGCAAUAGUUGGUUAAAAUAUUGUUUAAAAAUGCUUAUGCUGUAUUGUAUUAAAUGGAUUUUUCACAAGAAUGUCUGGAAAAUGCCCCCUGAGUUGGAAGACGGUUUGCUUUAAGAAGUUGUUUAAGUCCACAAACGAUUAGAACUUUCUCUUUUCUUCUGAGUUUUGCUUCCGGACAUCUGCUUGUCACUACUUUACCACACCCAUUUCCUCAACCGUUGAAGUUGACACACUCCAGCGACUUUAUGACUCAAUUAACGUAAAAAAAAAAAAAAAAAAAUCAAUUUUAUUGUACCUUCUUAGUAAAUAAUAUACUAUAAUGGGAGGAGCUAGUUUUGUUUCCUUUCUUUGCGCACUCAAAAACAACAUGCAAUGAGCGGAGAUGACAAAAGAGAAAGUAAAGAUGUCCCUGAAUUCAGCUACAACAUGGUGCCUAAGGCUUCUAGCAGCUCUGUUCUUUGUUUCCUUUGUCAUAUACUUCUAUUCCUAUGACUUACUUCAGAGCUACACCGGCACCAGCAAGUCUGUCAACAGUAGCAAGUCUCUCUGCGGUGGUUGGCUGGCACAGAAGUGGGAGAGCCUCAACUUUCACAUUACGAGACGGACUCAGCUCUUUUUAAAACUUGAUGAUUUCUUCUGGCAAGAACAUAGGUCAACAUUGGUGUUACCUUACGGCACCAGAGGAAGUGAACAGCAGUUGCUCCAAGUUCUUGCAGUGACAGCAAAUUAUCAGAUGCCGGCCUCUAUAGAUAACCUUAAAUGCAGAACCUGUGUUGUCAUAGGCAACAGCUUUGCCAUAAAAAAUACAUCCUUAGGAGGCAUCAUUAACACAUAUGAUGUGGUUAUUCGAUUGAACGAUGCUCCAGUGAGGGGAUACGAGGAUGACGUUGGGAACAGGACAACCAUGAGGUUCUUCUACCCUGAGUCAGCCUCGUACAAUCCAGGCCUGAACAACGAGCCUGGCACACUAAUGGUCUUUGUGCCUUUUAAGAAUCAAGACCUAACCUGGCUCAAAGUGAUCCUCUACAAUGAAAAGAGGGUCAUGAAAGGCUUUUGGAAGCCCCCACCCCAAAUCUGGUUGGGUGAUUUCAGACAAAUCCGAGUGCUGGACCCGCACUUUUUGCACCAGACAGCAGAAAAGCUUCUCCGAAUCCCCAUAAAGUCCAAGAAUCAGGUACAUCCCACUACAGGAAUCCUUGCUGUUUUUGUGGCCCUCAACUACUGCGAUGUGGUCCACUUGGCUGGUUUUGGGUAUCCAAACUCCAAUAACAUCAAGAGCCCUAUUCAUUACUAUAGCAACGAUACUAUGAAAUCAAUGAAGCUACAGAACUCUUACCAUGACCUCAAUCAUGAAGCUGAAACCUUAAAAGGACUGGAGGAAUCGGGUGCCAUCUUCUACCUGCACCCACAUUCAUGAUCUGUUUGUUGUUAGCCAACGACGUUUAAUUCCUUCUUGCCACUUUUGUAGUUCUUCCGAACUACAGGCUAAACGAGACAUUUUGUAUCAGAUAUUUAUAGUUUUUACCAAACAUGUUCAAGUGCAAUUUUUAAUAACUUGACCCUAAUAACACUGGCCCAACAUAUUUUUUUUCUGUUGCAUGUUUUUUGUUUAAACUGAAUCGAUUCAAUUUGUAGCUGCUGAUUUCAAAUCUGACAUGAGAUUUUUAUCUGUAUGCUUUAGUUGUCAUGCAUUUCUUAUAUGGUAUUAUUAUUAUUGUUAUAUCAUGUAGCUACAUCUUUUCAGUCCUUUGCAUUGGUAUAUAUGUUUCUAAAUUGUUGUCGACAAUAACAUGUCAUGAUUGUCUGAUUUUCACUUACUGUAGCACUUUGGCAGCACUGCAGUAUGAUAAUAUGUCACAUUGACCGGAUUGAUCUUCUGUGUCUGAAGUUGUCUAAAACAUGGCACAGCAAGUAUUUUUGCUACAUUUUGUUUGUAUAAAACUUGGCAAUAAUUUUGCCAAAAAAAAAAGGCAAAAUGAUUGCCAUUUUUACAGAAUUAUAUUAAUAUUUUACAGAAAAUAGCUAAGGUCAGAUUUGGAUUCAGCACCCCAAACGUACAGAAGAAACAAAUGUUUGUAUCAAUAUAAAAAUUUUCUUGAUCAGUAUAAUUGCCUAAUAUUUGUAGAUCAUUCCACUUUUGUAAUGUCAAAUUCAUUCAGUUCUCCAAUUGGCAAUGUCUCCCACUUCUCCCAUAAUAAGUACACAAUCACAUCCGUAAAGUAUUCCUAUUCACAACACGUGAUUCAUGCAGCACUGGUCUUUUCUGGACUGGAAACAUGAAAGGUUUUAUUUAUUGAUUUUGCUUCAAAAGCAGUGUGAGUGAUAAUGGUUCCACUGGAUGUUGUUUGAUGUACAUAAUGAAAAAGUCUUAAUAAAAUAACAAGUCAGUUAUUAAAGUGGUACUUGUGUUUAAUAUCCAGUUAUGUUGCCUCUUUUGGGUGUAUACAUGAAAACCUCAACAUAAAUUGAAGUUUAUAUCACAUACACUGCUGGCCAAAAGUAUUGGCACACCUGCAAUACUGUCAGGUAAUGCUCAAUUUCUUCCAGAAAAUGAUUGCAAUUACAAAUGCUCU